AUUUGAGUUCGCGAAAAUGCAAAGAAAACGCAUCGUCAAAGUCGGUUUGGCUUUGGCGAGUGUUUCACUUGGUGUCUAUUACAAUAAGGAGAUCCGUGAUGGUUCUAUCGGCCUUUUACGUAUUGGACGGACAGCGGUUGCAGUAGGGGAAAUUAUGCUGGAUUACAAUCGAUCUUUGUAUUCCAAAACUGUUGAUGUUGCUUCACCAGAAUAUGCAAAAACCAGGAGUGAUGUUCAUUUGAGAUCUGCCCAACGAUUGCUCAAACUCUGUGAGAAAAAUGGAGGAGCAUUCAUUAAAGUAGGUCAACAUCUUGGCGCCCUGGACUACCUUCUUCCUUUUGAGUAUGUAAGCACAAUGAAAGUACUUCACAGCCAUGCACCCCAGUCCAAAUAUGAAGAUGUUUUAGAUGUAAUUAAACAAGACUUAAAGUGUGAACCAACAGAGGUUUUUCGAGUCAUAGAAAAGGUACCUCUAGGAACAGCUUCACUUGCUCAAGUUCAUAAAGCUGAAUUAAAUGAUGGCACUGUUGUUGCAGUCAAAGUACAGCAUCCGUUGGUUAAGGCUUACUCCGCAAUCGAUAUAACGUCUAUGGAGGUCUUGGUUAAUCUGGCUUCCUGGAUUUUCCCCGAUCUGAAACUGGAGUGGCUUGUUAGAGAAACCAAAAGAAAUUUACCUUGUGAAUUAAAUUUUAUAAUGGAAGGUGAAAAUGCCGAGAAAACUGCAAAGCUGAUGAAGCACUUACCGUGGCUCCAUAUACCAAGAGUCUAUUGGAAUCUUUCGACAACGCGGGUACUAACUAUGGAAUAUUGUGACGGCUUCGAAAUUGGCGCGUUAGGUCAUGGGAAAAAUCCUGAGUUUGAGCCGUUUAAAAAGGAAAUUUCCCAGAAAAUCACCCAGUUAUAUUCUGACAUGAUUUUCCUACAUGGAUAUGUCCAUUGUGAUCCGCAUCCUGGAAAUUUAAAAAUUGAACUUGAUAAGCAAGGGAAGCUUCAUAUUCAUUUGUUGGAUCACGGCCUUUACGCGCAAUUACCUGCGCAAUUUAGAGAAAAUUAUGCUAAACUUUGGAUGUCGAUUAUUCGAUCGAACGUUCACGAAAUAGAAGAGGUCUCCGAGAAGCUAGGCGUAAAAGGCUUUCACGGUAUCUUUGCGUGUAUGGUUUCUGGUCGAUCUUGGAAUGCGAUUUUAGGUGGAAUAGACAAACAAAAGAAAACCCUCGAAGAAGAGAAGGAAAUCAAAGAUGACGCCGCAAAAUAUUUGGCUGAAAUAAUGGAGGUACUUCACCGGGUACCCCGUGAAAUGCUUCUAGUUUUCAAAACUAACGACUUACUAAGAGGACUUAACAGCACGCUUGGCGUGAAAAACAACAUUGCGAGCUUUGUUACAAUGUCAAGAUCUUGCGCUAAUGCCCAUUACCUCAAAGAGUAUUCCAAUUGCAAGUCUUUUACAUGUAAAGUAUGUGUCACCGUGUCUCACUAUGUCACCCAUUUCAAGAUAACUGCCUAUGAACUUCUUUUAUGGUGGGCCUCUUGGUGGACAAACUAGCUAAUUAGACUUAUUACAAAAAGUAUUGAAUUGGAGGGCUAGGAACAAUUUUUUGUGCAAGAGCGUUUUUGUCUGUUUCAAUCGCUUCGAUUUUCUAGGAAAUAAUAAACAGUAAAUACGAUA
Daphnia carinata is the source of this 1666-nucleotide messenger RNA. RefSeq names its product aarF domain-containing kinase 1-like. Lineage: Eukaryota; Metazoa; Arthropoda; Branchiopoda; Diplostraca; Daphniidae. The coding region runs from base 17 to 1543 and encodes 508 amino acids. The transcript has 9 exons. The record is from RefSeq and is a predicted model, not a curated record. Gene Ontology annotation, biological process: mitochondrion organization; lipid homeostasis. Gene Ontology annotation, cellular component: mitochondrial inner membrane.